AUGGUUAUAAAAGAAAAUAAUAAUAUUGAAUUUUCUGACUUAAAAAAAAUCGGUGAAGGAGGAUUUGGAAUCAUAUCCAAAGCAAUAUGGAAAAGACAACAUCAGUUAGAGAUUACUGUCGCUAUAAAACAAUUAAAAAAUAAAAGUGACAUUGAUAAAUUUAAGCAAGAA
Molecule: messenger RNA, 171 nt
Organism: Scutellospora calospora
Lineage: Eukaryota; Fungi; Glomeromycota; Glomeromycetes; Diversisporales; Gigasporaceae
Source: the annotation of a GenBank genome assembly